This is a messenger RNA of Oncorhynchus gorbuscha (pink salmon), 1067 nucleotides long. Its product is annotated as vicilin-like seed storage protein At2g18540. The transcript has 6 exons. The record is from RefSeq and is a predicted model, not a curated record. Bases 137 to 850 code for a protein of 237 amino acids. NCBI's taxonomy places the organism in Eukaryota, Metazoa, Chordata, Actinopteri, Salmoniformes, Salmonidae.
CUACAGAUAGAAGGUUCCAGUGUUUUUCUUUGGAACUCACCAGACAGCAUCCAUACCCACUGAAAAUAUAGUGACCUACGUAGGGAACAAGGGCAGAUAUGGGAAAGGAGUGCGCAUUAGAGGUUUCACAGAGGGAAUGUGGGAGAUAGAGAACACUCCUAGAGUAUGCAGCAAACAGAAGGUGGGUGUUACCCCAGCUAAAAAAGAGCAAGCAGAGAAAAAGCCAGACCCGUCCAAGACAUCUGCACCGGUCACAAUGUCCACCUCCCUUAAACAGGCCCCAAUAAAGGCCCCUAAAACACAAGCGAAGGCUAUCAAGACGGUGGCAGUGACGGCCCCGGGAAACAAGGCUUUACCGGGAAACAGAAAAACAUCUGCCGACGGCCGACAGAGGAACGACACGCCGGCCAACACCAGAGCCGAGAAAAGGAAAAAGAUCGGAAUGUAUUCUUCCCGGGACGAGCCUGUCCUAGGGCAGAAGACAGCCCCGGCCAGUUCAGCUGUAAUCCCACCAGCCAGCAAGAAGACGAGAUUGACGGAGGAGAAAAGCUUGUCCACUCCAAAGAGCGAGAAGACCACAGAGAGAAAGAAACAGGAGGAGAGUAGAGGGAGGAAGAGGAAAAAGGAUGAUGAGGGAGAGAAGAUAACAGAAGAGAGAAAGAAACAGGAGAGAAGAGGGAGGAAGAGGAAAAAGGAUGAUGAGGGAGAGAAGAUAAAGGAAGUUGGUGUUGAAGAGGGAAAGAUUGAAGUCAGUAAGAUGAGGAAGGUGGAAAGUUUAGAAACAGACAAACAAGUAAUCCACAAGGAAGAGGUUAAGAAGGGGAACGAAGAGAGGAGGCUGGGGUAUUAGUGAAGGGGAACGAAGAGGAGGAGGCUGGGGUAGCAGUGAUGGGGAACGAAGAGGAGGCUGGGGUAGCAGUGAAGGGGACCGAAGAGGAGGAGGCUGGGGUAGCAGUGAAGGGGACCGAAGAGGAGGAGGCUGGGGUAGCAGUGAAGGGGACCGAAGAGGAGGAGGCUGGGGUAGCAGUGAAGGGGACCGAAGAGGAGGAGGCUGGGGUAGCAGUGAA